AUGUCGCACCAACCACAACAAUGUCCAAAUUUCCGGGAGCAUUUUGCCCUCAUCUAUAUUGAUCGAAAGGGAAACCUUCGCCACGAGGUAUCUGCUUCCAUCUUCGAUAGUGCCCAGUCUAUUCUAUCCCCACAAGUUACCGAAGCGUUCCUGAAGGCGGUGGCAGAACCAAGGACAAACAGCUUUCCAGAACCGCCCGACAGCCAGCUCGAGCCAUUUACAGCAUCGCUAGCGUCUAACGUACCCAGGACACCAGAGAAAAGGGCAAUUCAACGAGAAAUAAGGCGCGCAAGAACGGAGGAGCAAGGCUGGAAUGCCGGAACGGCCAUCUCCCCUACCCCAGCCCAAAUCCACGUCACGGCCCAACUCCCCGUCAAUCAGAGAGAUCUUCUUCGCCGAUACUAUGAAAAGGUCUUUCAGAAUUUGCAGCAGGCGAAUUGUAGGGUGAUUUCCAAAAUUUACAUAAGGCUUGCCGAGCCACGUAGGCAAGCUCAAUAUCCCUAUAAUGGAAGGAAGUCCGUGGAGGGCAAAAUGCAGCAGUUCAAUCCCGAAGAGACUAAGCCGCCAUGGUGGCCACUUGGUGUGACUCAUCGGGAACCUGACCAUCUUCCUAAAUCUGAACGCUUUGCGCUCCUCAUCCAUAUUCUUUGCGAAUUACGUAUCAGCCAUGGAAUCACCGCGCGAAAAUUGAAAAACGCAGAGCGGCUUGUUCAACAUCAAAUUACUCCGAAUGAGCGAUUGCAGCUAUUGGAUGAACUUUACUGGGUCAGAGAGGAGGAGGAAAAAUUCUUGGAUGCAGUGACUGGUAGGCUCCACAUAUAA
Molecule: messenger RNA, 822 nt
Organism: Penicillium angulare
Lineage: Eukaryota; Fungi; Ascomycota; Eurotiomycetes; Eurotiales; Aspergillaceae
Product: DUF2841 domain-containing protein
Exons: 2
Coding region: 1-822 (273 amino acids)
Source: RefSeq, a predicted model, not a curated record